UGAAUUGGAAAUAGUUUUCGACCCGGUAAAAUGUGCAUCAACAUGCAUGGGACGUUUGUCUUGUGUUUUGCUUUGUUCCAAAAAUAGGUCGUCUGAAUUUAGGUAUCUCUGGGAAGUUAUUCGGAUAAAUAUUUUUCUGAAGAAAAGGCGGAAAGAAAGCAAGAAACACUAGGAAUACAACAUAUAUUUGGAAACAGUGGAAUAUCAUUAUUUUUGGAUAAAUACUAAGUUAUAUGUUCUAUAAAGGCGUUUGUUGAAACAAUCCCAAAAUGAAGGAUGACCCGUGUUCACCAACAGUAGAGAACCAUCAAAAUGGCCGACGCUCAUCAAGUCCAUUAAUUGAUAGAUUUCCAAACACUAUAAAAGAAAUGUCCUUAAAAUGGCAUAGUGAAGGCAGAAACGGAUUAAAUGUAACCAAGUUGGAUAGCAACAUGAGAAGACAUAGUGAAAAUGAAAGUGAGGAACUCUCCAAUUUGGAGGAAAGAAAACUACAAAUUGAACUCUCCGAAAUGGAGGAGAGAAAGUUACAAAUUGAUGAAGGUAACAGACCGAAAAUGUUAGAAGAGGAAGACAGAUAUCAACUUCCGGACACGCAAAACCACGAGCUGAGUAAUUCUGAAAAUCAUGAUGUUCGGAUAACAAGUAGUGCACAAGAUUUAAACAAUAUGCAUAGUCCAAUUAGAAGUGCAGCAAACGAGGGCACAAUGAGACUGUCAGAUUUACCCAUUCCCUUACAUCUUCAGCUGGAAAGGCAGCGACAAGAGCAGCUUGUGGGAGAACCACAGUUGCACGUGCAAGAAAUGAGCUCAACAGUCUCUUCCCCAGUUCCUGGUCCAAAGACGAGCCCGGUCAACAACAAUUUGAAAUGUUUGGUGUGUGGUGACAAGUCGUCUGGUAUACACUAUGGCGUGUUGGCAUGCGAGGGAUGUAAAGGGUUUUUCCGACGGGCUUUACAAGAUGUCGGAGAUCCGGCACGGAAGAAAUGUUUCUACAACAAGAACUGUGACAUUACAAUAUUGACGCGGAACCGAUGUCAGUACUGCAGACUACAGAAAUGUCUAGCUCUAGGGAUGUCACGCUCCGCUGCAAAACUGGGAAGACGUUCAAGAAAGAUGCGAGAUUUAAUUCGCAGUAUAGAAGACAAGCAGACAGAGCAAGCUCUCCAUGGCCUACUGAGUCUAAAUUCUGACAACGAGACCCCCCUGAUUAUACAUGGUCUUAACGCAAAUGGUGUUGACAUAAAUAGGCAAGAAAUCAAUCAAAUGUCAGUUACUGCCCUUCAAAUCCUGCUUAAACAAAGAGCUGAAUGUGGGCCUAACUAUCCGAGGCAAAGACAUAUGCCAACCCCACCUAGACAUGACAGCCCUAAAAUGGACGGCCCACCCCCUAGUCAUGCACCCCAUACUCAACUGACAGGUACAGAUGGUGAUCAGCCACUAGAUUUGUCGGAUGAGUCCAAUCUCUCCGCAAAUCAAGACCCGCAACUUUCUGCCAUUCGUACAACACUGCCCCUUAAUUUAAUCAGCACAUCUUCCAGGGCUCAAGUGAUGAGCUCCAUUCUCAAUAUGCAGUCUCAAUUGCCAUUCCAUUUACCACCAUCACCACUUGCUAUUAAGACAGAGGAUGGUUUGAUCGAGGAAAGAAGGUCACCAUAUUUACCCAUGUUUGACCCUGCCCUCAUUGCAGCAACGAGAAGUAGUCCAAGUACUUUGACCCAACAGAAUAUCAUGGCCCAGCAGCUAGCCGUUCAGCAACAACUUGCCGCAGCCAGACACCUAAUGGUUCAACACCAGUUGGCAAGUAGUGGCAAUUCUAGUUUUAGCAACUUGCCAACUGGUUUGAUGUCAUCAGCUGCCAUGAUGUCUGUCGAAGGUGAUAAUGAAGAGGAUCAAAUGGACCGAUCCAGCAGUAGCCCAUCAUCCAAAUCUGUGAUUGUUCAACAUACUAGUCUAGAUCUGAGAAAAGUGAUAAAAGAAGAGGAGAGUAUAAAGCACAGUAGAAGUCCUAUCAAGAAACGUCCCUAUGUGCCAUCCACCAGCUCUGAGUGCAACGACGAUGAUCCAGAGGUUGUGUACAAACAUUCCCGCUUAAGUACAGACAGCUCAUCAUCAUCCAGAAGUUACACUUCAGAUGGACGUCCUGUAUCUUUGUCCAAUCCAUCGCCUAGUGAUUCACCAUAUACUGCAAUCCCCGUGUCAUCUGAUCACAUGGUUUCUAAUUAUCAUCAAGCACAUUCAUCAUCACAUAGAAACAUUGACCACGCCAGUCUGAGGGCAUCUUCUCCGUCUGUAUAUCAUCGGGAAGCAGUGCAAGCAGAAUAUAACAGAGUUUCUUCCCCUGAAUACCAGUCUAUGGUCAAUGGCGAAAAACUGAAGAACUCUCAAUCCGAUCACCACACUGCAGUCGUAGCCCCAAUUAUCCAGAACCGAUAUACUCCGCAAAUGAGUCGAGAGGACGAAGCCAGACUAACGGUCCCUCUGUUAACAUACAAAAUCCACGAGUCUUUCUACACAACUUUUACGUUCCUAAAACCGAGAUUAGAGGAGAUGCAUUAUAAGCUGAGAAAUUACCAAGGCAGCGAAUCAAUGGACGGAAUCAUCAACCGACUUGUAUCAGCACACAUGGACAAAUCCAACAGUUUCCAGGCAUUGGAUGGGAGGCCGCUGAAAUCAGGCGAGGUGUGUUGGAAUGCCUUCCAAAGUCUUCUGAACAAAUCAAUACAAGAUGUGAUCAACUUUGCCAAGAAGAUACCAGGCUUUACAAAUCUCGAUCAAGAGGACCAAAUAAGUCUCAUCAAAGGAGGUUGUUUUGAGGUGGCGUGUGUUGUCCAUGCUCAGUUUAUAGAUGCAGAAUCGAACACAAUAUUCCUGGAAGGUCACAAUGCAUUAGUGAAACGAGAUGACAUGAAAUGUGGUUUCCCGCUAGGAGAGCACUUUGUAGAGUUGAUGUUUAAUCUAUGUGUACGAUUUAAUACAUUCAAGUUGGAAGAGCCGGAAAAAGCCUUGUUCAGUGCUUUGGUGCUUAUAUCUCCAGAUCGGCAAGGUCUGAAGAACCGUGAGAAAGUGAGCAAGCUACAAGAGUUAUUGAUUCAAGCAUUACAGAGUAAAGUAACGUCAACACAUCCAGAUGAGAGCGGACUCUUUCCACGUCUUCUCAUGAGCAUAUCUAGUCUACGAGAACUCGGUGUCGAACACAGGAGGAUGCUGGGAAGCCUUAAAGGACAGAUCAGCUUCGCCCAUGAUCUGUACGCUGAGACCUUCGAUCUGCUGUCCUAGAGAUAUAUAUAUAUGUAAUUAUAAUUACUGUUAGUCAUCCGAAAGAAAUGCACUACGUAAUGGAAAAUAUAAUUGAAUGACGUUUAAGUGCUAUUUAUAUAUUUUUUAUGUUAUUAUUUUUUAUUGACAGUUACAGUGUCAGUGCUGUAUACUGGAAAUAGAAUAAUUUUUACCAGAGGCAAAAUGGUAUCCAAAGACUGAUAUAAAAUGAUUUUCAACCUACGCCUGUUUUUACAACCUAAGACUGUUUUUCAACCUAAGGAUGGUUUCCAGCCUUUGACUGGUUUCCAACGUUUAUGGCUGGUUUCCAACAUAAGAUUAUUUCCAACCUUUAAAGGUUGUUUUCAAACCUUUAGUUUCCAACGUAAGACUGGUUCGUUAUUCUUUAAGGCUGUUUUCCAACAUCAGACAGGUUUGUAACCUGAAGACGGUUUCCAGCUUAUGACUAGCUACCAGCCUUUAAGGCUGUUUUCUAACAUCAAACUGAUAAAGACAGAAUCUGAAUAUUUUGUCAGCAAAGUUAUCAUAAGUACAGUAUUGGAUACCAUUUUGAUGUGAAAUCUUGGGACAAAAACUCAAAUCCAUCCGGUGACUUUAUUUUCCAAUUAUAUACAUGUAUAUAUAAACAUGCUUUCUGUCAUUUUAUUAUUUUUUUGACAGCUUUUUACCAUCUAGGUCAUUAUGAUAUAUCAGUUUCUAUUUCCAAGUCAUUAAAUUAUUGAACCCAUUGUUGAAGAUAUAUAUAUGUAUAUAUAUAUAUAUGAGCCGCGUCAUGACAAAACCAACAUAG
Messenger RNA from Ruditapes philippinarum (Manila clam), 4065 nucleotides. RefSeq lists its product as uncharacterized. Bases 270 to 3275 code for a protein of 1001 amino acids. The record is from RefSeq and is a predicted model, not a curated record. Gene Ontology annotation, biological process: positive regulation of transcription by RNA polymerase II; hormone-mediated signaling pathway; negative regulation of transcription by RNA polymerase II. Gene Ontology annotation, molecular function: protein binding; nuclear receptor activity; RNA polymerase II cis-regulatory region sequence-specific DNA binding. NCBI's taxonomy places the organism in Eukaryota, Metazoa, Mollusca, Bivalvia, Venerida, Veneridae. The transcript is spliced from 8 exons.